AUGAUCUACUCUCGCGACCGCUCAGGGUCCAGACACCAUCCCGGUCGACUCAAGGAACAAUCCCCCCUCCGACUGGAAAAUAUUGCCCGACACGGUCCGUCUGUCGCUAUUUUUCAAUUGGCACCAGGAGGGGCGCCUCAUUUGUUCUCAUCGUUGCUCGAGCUAAAAGGAUGGGCCCGACGACUGUCUCGACACCCCAUAAGCAGCGAGCAAAAAAUUGAGUCCUACGAGCGAUUUGCCGUUGAAGAACAGAUCUACAAUAUCAUCACCGAGCUAUGCAAAAUACCAGCUGCUCGCGACGAGUUCAAUCUCGGCGAGGGUAUCCAGUACAACAACCACAAAAAUCUAUUAGAGGACGAAAUAAUUGAUGCCUAUACGAAUCAAUCGUCAAGUGUACAUCGCCCCAGACCUGACCAAUUCUGUAUUCACCGUGUCGGCGACAACACUACUCAUGUCCUCACCUCUAUCGAGUACAAACCGCCUCAUAAGCUCUCUGUCGCUACUCUGCAUAUCGGGCUUCGACCAAUGGACUUAUGGAAGUAUACAGUCAGGUCAAAAAAGAUCCCGACAGACGAGGAAGCGAAGCUAAGGUACAAUGCAGAGCGACUUGUCUGCUCCGCUCUUGUUCAGGAAUAUCAUAUAAUGAUCCAGGAAGGAAUCGAGUAUUCCUACGUGACCAACGGGAUCGCUCGAUUUCUCCUCCGUGUCGCGCGUAACAAUCCCGAGACACUCUACUACUUCCUAUAUGAUCCAAAUACAUUCCAAUCGUCUAUUCGAAGUCAGGAGUGGAGGAAUUCCGUACGAGCGAGUGUUCCUACAUAG
Penicillium oxalicum is the source of this 822-nucleotide messenger RNA. RefSeq lists its product as uncharacterized. NCBI's taxonomy places the organism in Eukaryota, Fungi, Ascomycota, Eurotiomycetes, Eurotiales, Aspergillaceae. The transcript has 3 exons. The record is from RefSeq and is a predicted model, not a curated record. Bases 1 to 822 code for a protein of 273 amino acids.